Sesamum indicum (sesame) is the source of this 1696-nucleotide messenger RNA. RefSeq names its product aminotransferase ALD1, chloroplastic. Gene Ontology annotation, biological process: biosynthetic process. NCBI's taxonomy places the organism in Eukaryota, Viridiplantae, Streptophyta, Magnoliopsida, Lamiales, Pedaliaceae. Gene Ontology annotation, molecular function: transaminase activity; pyridoxal phosphate binding. The record is from RefSeq and is a predicted model, not a curated record.
CCUCUACAUGCCACUCAUCUCACUCUAUAUUUUGAGAUAACUAACGUUGGAGAUCAGCACAAUUAUAAGUUAGCAGAUCGCAACGAUGUACAAGAGCUUGUCUCUGAGUUUCAUGCCUUGCAAGGCCAUGUUGCAGCCUAGAGCUAGAAUCACAAGACAAGACAGUGAAAAUUUUGUUGAUUAUCGUACAAAAGUUGCUCGUAAUCCGACAAUGGAGAGGCUGCAGCGUAACUAUUUGUUCCCUGAGAUAUCUGCCCGUGAAGCCGAACACAUGGAAAAGUAUCCUAAUGCAAAAGUGAUAAGCCUUGGGAUUGGGGACACUACACAGCCAUUACCAGAUGUUGUAGCUUCCAGCAUGGCUAAUUACGCACACAACCUCUCGACGCGCACGGGUUAUAGAGGCUAUGGAGCCGAGCAAGGUUGUAAGGAACUGAGGAAAGCCAUAGCAGAGACAUUUUACAAGGACAUGGGGAUACAAGGCAAAGAAGUAUUCGUAUCCGACGGUGCACAAUGUGAUAUCUCUCGCCUCCAGCUGCUCUUUGGGUCCAACAUGUCCAUAGCCGUUCAAGAUCCAAUUUUUCCGGCCUACGUAGAUUCAAGCGUCAUAAUUGGGCAGACGGGCGAUGUUGAGAAUGAAUCAGGAAGAUAUCGGAACAUUGAGUACAUGAAAUGCGGACCUCACAAUAGUUUUUUCCCGAAUCUGUCGAAAGCUGCACGGACGGAUAUUAUCUUCUUCUGCUCUCCCAACAACCCAACUGGGCAUGCAGCAUCACGGGAGCAAUUAGAACGACUCGUCGGAUUUGCACAAGAGAAUGGUUCGAUUAUUGUAUACGACUCGGCCUACGCUUUCUACAUCACAGACGGAAGUCCUCGUUCCAUAUAUGAAAUCCCUGGUGCCGAAAAGGUUGCAAUAGAAGUCUCAUCCUUCUCCAAGAUUGCUGGAUUCACAGGGGUUCGUCUUGGUUGGACAGUGGUGCCCGAACAACUCUUGUAUGCCAACGGUUUUCCUGUCAUUAACGACUUCAAUCGCAUUGUCUGUACAUGCUUUAAUGGAGCUUCCAGGAUUGCUCAAGCUGGUGGCCUAGCUAGUUUAUCAAAACACGGCUACAAGGCUGUAAUCUCGCUCGUUGACUACUACAAGGAGAAUGCGGAGAUACUACUGGAGACAUUCGAAUCGCUCGGCCUAAGAACUUACGGAGGUGUAAAUGCGCCUUAUUUAUGGGUACACUUUCCCGGUUCGAAUUCUUGGGAUGUAUUUAAUGAAAUUCUCGAAAAAACACACAUAAUAACCGUUCCAGGUAGUGGAUUUGGACCGGCAGGUAAAGAGUUCAUAAGAGUUACAGCUUUCGGGCACAGAGAAAACAUCCUGGAAGCUUCGAAAAGGUUGAGGAGUCUUCUCUAAUACACAAAUCAAAGGAUUUUCGGCUCAACAUGAAUAAAAAAAUCCUGGAGCAGUGACUUGGAAUGAAUUUACCAUUCCUUGAGGACUAUUUGGAGAUUUCAAGCAGGCAAUAUAGAGAAUAAUACUAGAAUAAGAGGACUGAAAUGAAAUUUCAGCAUUUUAGCCCAAGGUGGUUUUGCUCUUGUGUUAGCUAUAAUCAAAUGUGACUACUUUCUUUCUUUUUCCUUUGUAAUGCAAAUACGUGGUAAUAACAUUUCCAAUAAAAUUUUUUAAGACAGAACUCUGUUAAAAUAU